Molecule: messenger RNA, 633 nt
Organism: Emiliania huxleyi CCMP1516
Lineage: Eukaryota; Haptophyta; Isochrysidales; Noelaerhabdaceae
Exons: 2
Coding region: 1-633 (210 amino acids)
Source: RefSeq, a predicted model, not a curated record
AUGCGGGCGCUGUGGCCCACAACCUCCCACCGCCUCGCGCCUGGCGCUCUCUGCCGACGCCUCCUCUCCACGCGGCCGACGUCGCCGUCCGACGUCACUCGGCCUCCGAGUGGUUUUGUCUCGGACGCUGGAAGCGUGCUCUCGGCCGAGUCGCGUGCGCGCUUGGAGGGCCGGUUAUCGGCGCUUGGCGCCACGGGCAAGGCGCAGAUGGCUCUGGUCGUUCUCGAGCGGCUGGGGGAUGAGACUGCGUCAGUGCAGGACCAUAUCCAGUUCACGGCAGCGCUGUACGAUCUCUGGGGCGUCGGCCAGGCGGCGGCUCAGAAUGGAGUGCUGCUCGCGGUCUUCACCGAGUCGCGUCGCAUCGAGGCCCGCACCGGCGUCGGCGCGCGCAGAGCCUUGAGCGACACGUGGCUCGCGUCGAUGCUGCAGCAGGAGAUGGCGCCGCGGCUAAGGGAGGGAGAUGUGAGCGGCGGCGUGGAGGCUGCCACCGAGUGCAUCCUGGACCGCCUCGUGGUUGUACAUGUCGUCCGGGUCGAUCAGCUUCACGUGCACGAAGGGCAGCUUGGCGUGCAGGCGAGGUCCUCGCCGUCGCACACCUGCGUUGGGGAUGCCGCGGUGAUUCUCAAGUAUUGA